This is a messenger RNA of Enterobius vermicularis (human pinworm), 1668 nucleotides long. The record is from the annotation of a GenBank genome assembly. NCBI's taxonomy places the organism in Eukaryota, Metazoa, Nematoda, Chromadorea, Rhabditida, Oxyuridae.
AUGGUUUCUGACUCAUCUUUUGUGUCUCCUGAUGAAUUUUUGAAAGCUUACGGCAGUAUACUGGAGAGCAUUGGUGAAGAGUCUGGGAAGAAUUCAAAACCUUUAGUUUAUGAAGAUCCCCAUACAGUAGCCUUGUACAAACUUAUCGUCAAUCAGGGGUUUUUGAAACCGAGUAAUGGGGAUAAGAGCCUUAUAGAUCUUUGCGAAUCUCUUCUAACUGAUUGUGAAGAAUCAGCCCCACCUUCAAAUGCUAUCCAACAGCUAGUUACUCUUUUAAAUAAACCAGUUCUUAAGGCAUUAUUUAAUGCCUAUGACAAUGUGUCAAAUCAACGUUACACUCCACCACUACCAGAAAUACCGUUUGAAGUGGAUGAUGAUGAAGGAGUAGCAGUGAAAAUAGUUAGGCUUAUUCGAGGAAAUGAGCCGUUAGGUGCAACGAUAAAAUGCGACGCGAGUGGAGCGGUUUUCAUUGCACGGAUUAUUGCAGGUGGAGUCGCUGAUCGGAGUGCCUGUAUUCAGGUUGGGGAUCGUCUAAUUGAAGUUAACAAUGUUCCUGUAAACGGAAUGAAACCAACUGACAUUGUUCGGCUGCUGAAUGAUGGUACUGGAACUGUUGUUUUUAAACUUAUUCCUGCACGCAUUCCGACUAUUAUCGAAAGCGGUGAAAAACAGUAUCUUCGCGCUUUGGCUGAUUACUCUGGCCAUUCAGAUAGCUUGCACCCUUGCCCGGAAGCUGCAUUGUCUUUCAGGCGCGGUGAUGUGCUAGAACUUUUGGUUACAGCAGAUGAGCAUUGGUGGCAGGCAAAGUCGUUUGGAAAUGGUGCCUUUGUCAAUUGUGCACAAGAUAGUAAGGAUAUUCCAGAAAAAGUAGGAUUGAUACCUUCUGAAUUAUUGCAUUCAAAAAUACGUGCUCAAAGGGAAUAUGAAGAAAGAAGCAAGUUGGGGAAAAAAACACCUAGCGGUCUUUCUGAUUCUUCUGACGCACACCUUUACGAACCUGUCUGUUUGGCUUAUCCCGAUACAUCGCUGAUUAGACCUAUUGUUUUGAUAGGUCCAAGUGGAGUAGGCAGAAAUGAACUGAAGAGGCGUCUGAUAAUGUCAAAUUGUGAGAAGUUUACCACCACUGUGCCACACACGAGUAGGCCACCAAGACUGCAUGAAAUACCCGGUAUCGACUAUCAUUUUGCUAACCGUGAAGACAUGGAACAGUGGAUUGUUCAAGGAAGAUUUUUAGAAUUCGGGGAAUAUAAAGGGAACAUUUAUGGAACGUUGAUUGAUUCUGUGGUGGAUGUUAUAAAGAAAGGUAAGACACCAGUUUUAAACCCUCAUCCUUUGGCGCUUAGGAUUCUUCGCUCUCAAGAGUUCAAAGCUUUUGUGAUAUUUAUUCGCCCUCCAUGUUUGGAAAAACUAAAAGAGACUCGACAGCAGCAUUUUUUAUUGCAAACAGAAGCGAGUAGCGUUGGUUGCAAUACCGUUGGUCGAAGGUUUAGCGAUGCAGAUUUAGAACAAAUGGUCGCGUCGGGAGAACACUUAUAUCAGAUGUACGGGCAUCUCUGUGACGUAGUACUGGUAAAUGAAAACUUAGAUUUUACUGUGAAGCAACUGUGCCAAACUGUAAUUAAACUUGAUAAUUCACCCAGUUGGAUGCCAGCUAGCUGGGUUGAAUAG